AUGCUUACAAGAGUUCAAAGGAUAAAAAAUAAUAAAAUAUCCGAAGCUCCGAGAGGAGUUCAAGAUCAAUUUAUUGAAAUGCUCGGAAGUAUGAUUCCACAAUCGUGUUGGUACAAAGGAGUCAAAUUCGAUUGCGGUUUAUCAAUAUCAUGCGUAUUGGCUGGAGGUAAACCUUUGGAUUUAUGUUCUGGUGGUAUGAUAUGGUCCUGUUGUGUUUCUCCAGAAAAAAUAACCGUUAAAGAUCCAAACAUAGGAGCAUUACAAAACGCGAGUUGUGGUGAAUUAUAUACCAGAAGUAAUAGAAUUGUUGGAGGACAUUCAUCUGCUUUUGGUACACAUCCGUGGCAAGCAGCCAUAAUAAAAUCAGCUUUUUUAGCUAAAAAAUUAUCAUGCGGUGGCGCACUUUUAAGCAAUCGUUGGGUCGUUACUGCUGCUCACUGCGUGGCCACUACGCCGAAUAAUCAUUUGAGAGUAAGAUUAGGAGAAUGGGAUGUUCGAGAUCAAUCCGAAAGGUUACAUCACGAAGAAUUCGGAGUUGAAAGAAAAGAAGUUCAUCCGCAAUACAGUCCGACUGAUUUUAAAAAUGACGUGGCAUUAAUAAAAUUAGAUAAAAAAGUAAUUUUUAAACAUCACAUUUUACCCGUUUGCUUACCGGAAUUGAAUGCAAAAUUAGUUGGAAAAAUAGCGACGGUUGCCGGAUGGGGAAGAACGAGACACGGUGUCGCAACAGUGCCAACAAUAUUACAAGAAGUUAACGUUGAAGUUAUACCUAACGAAAGAUGUCAAAAAUGGUUUAGAGCUGCUGGAAGAAGAGAAACGAUACACGAUGUUUUCUUAUGUGCGGGUUUUAAAGAGGGCGGUAGAGACAGUUGUCAGGGAGAUUCCGGAGGACCCUUAACGAUGACUUUGGGCGGAAGAAAAACAUUAAUAGGUUUAGUUUCCUGGGGUAUUGGAUGCGGUAGAGAACAUUUACCUGGAGUUUAUACAAACAUACAAAAAUUUGUACCCUGGAUUGAUAAAGUCAUGUUGUAA
Molecule: messenger RNA, 1032 nt
Organism: Pediculus humanus corporis (human body louse)
Lineage: Eukaryota; Metazoa; Arthropoda; Insecta; Psocodea; Pediculidae
Product: tripsin, putative
Exons: 7
Coding region: 1-1032 (343 amino acids)
Biological process (GO): proteolysis
Molecular function (GO): serine-type endopeptidase activity
Source: RefSeq, a predicted model, not a curated record